GUCCCCCGCCUCCUCCCUCCGCCUCCUCCUCCCUCGCCCGCAGCCGAGCGUCCCUUCCCCCCAACCCGUCGGGCUCCUCGGCGGCUACUGCAGAGGAUUCAGAGCCGAGUCGCUGAGGAGGAGGAGGCUUCGGUCCCCGCGCGCCAUCCUCCACCCUACUGGAUACGGGCGAGGGAGCGAGAGCGUCGCCGUCGAAGCCUUCGGAGAAGACAAGGGCAUCGCCGCCUCAGCAGCCACCGCCGCCGUUUUCGCCUGCAGCUGCUAGCCGGAUCCUCAGUCUUCCACAAUGAACCCUGUUUACAGCCCCGUGCAGCCUGGGGCUCCUUAUGGCAACCCUAAGAACAUGGCCUACCCGGGUUACCCCACAGCCUAUCCAGCAGCGGCUCCUGCCUACAAUCCCAGCCUCUACCCCACCAAUAGUCCCAGUUAUGCUCCAGCAACUCUGCUGAUGAAACAGGCCUGGCCACAGAACUCGUCUUCCUGUGGCACUGAAGGCACCUUCCACCUCCCAGUGGACACCGGGACCGAGAACCGAACUUACCAAGCAUCCUCUGCGGCUUUCAGAUAUACUGCGGGGACACCGUACAAGGUCCCACCGACCCAGAGUAAUACUGCUCCACCCCCCUACUCCCCAUCACCCAACCCCUAUCAGACGGCCAUGUAUCCAAUCAGAAGUGCCUACCCCCAGCAGAAUCUGUAUGCCCAGGGAGCCUACUACACACAGCCGGUGUACGCUGCCCAGCCUCAUGUCAUCCACCACACCACAGUCGUCCAGCCUAACAGCAUUCCCUCUGCUAUCUACCCGGCUCCUGUUGCUGCCCCCAGGACCAACGGCGUGGCCAUGGGCAUGGUGGCAGGCACCACCAUGGCAAUGUCAGCAGGUACCCUGCUGACUACACCCCAGCACACAGCGAUUGGGGCACACCCUGUCUCCAUGCCAACAUACAGGGCCCAAGGAACCCCUGCGUACAGCUACGUGCCCCCACACUGGUAAAGCCUGCAGCCCAUCCAAAUCUGGAGUCACACAUUGUAUGCAACUACUCAAGUCUUACACCGGUGCUGGAGCAGUUCCCUAGCAGCACCACCUCUAUUUGCAAGAGACAACGGAAGUGCAAGGGUCACUUUAUGCAUCUUUAAUGGUUUUGAUUUUGAUUUUUGGUUUCUGUAAAAGCUGCUUUUUCUAAUCUCCUGCCUCUCCGCCCUGUCCCCCUCUUAGCCACUGCCCUUCCAGCUCUACCCCCUUCCUCUUACCUGACCAGGUCAUGUCCUCUACGCUCUUCCCUGAAUGUCCUGUCCCUAGGGAUCCCGGUCUAGAGGCAAGCAGAGUAGGGUUUAUUGCAGUGGUUCAUCUGAAGGCUUGAUUCCAUUUGAAGAGCAUAAACAGAUAUGGUCUGGGGUAGGAAUUCAGAGCUGUUGAGGAGGCUACAUCUCUGAGGGAGUGUUCUUGUUUUUUCUUAAGAUUAGUUCAAGACAUUCCCAUGUCCUGAACACAAAGGAAAUGUCUCCUGAGAACCAUUGUAACAGACCAAGAACAAAACCACCUGACUAUGUAGGAGUGUUAUUAGCAGCUUAAUAGCCCAGGCUGAGAAUCUGGGGAAAAAAGUCUUUAGAAUUUGGGGGAGGGUGGGGGGGAGGGAGGGCACUGUGGGAAAGGAGAGGGAAGGGAGGAGCGGUGCUUGCCUCAUGGCUUUGGUUUGAAAGGUCUCUAGCCAAAGCAUCUGGCCCUGGACCUUCUGAUUUGCACAGUGAUGUUCACUGACCUGGCACUUCCUCAAAAGGUGAUUUUGACCUCAGACCUGCCAAGCAGCGGCAGGGUGGUGGGAUCCCAGCAUCCUGGGGCCUUGGAAGGCCAGAUGCCCUGUGUAAUCCAGACUUCGGCCUCUGAGCUGUCAUGGACCCACUCUGAUGAGGAGCUUCCUCCUGAUCGGAGUGAAAACCUAGGGCAUUUCUCUCCCUUUCCUUUUGCCCUUCCCAGUGCCAGGACUCACCUGUCUGUCCGUAGAGCUUGCAGGCAGGCCAAGCUCUUGGUUACCUGUGCCAUUCAUGGCCCAAGUGAAGGAACCACAUUCCAGGUGGGUGCUGGCAGCUCUGAAGGUCAGGAUAGUGAAGGAAAAGCAAUAGCAAUAAACAUUUCAUAGACUCAUGGAACUGAAGGGACCUUAGCAAUCAUCUCAUUCAUUCCCCUAUUUGGCAGAUGAGGAAACUGAGGCCCAGAGAAGAAGAAAGAACUUCCCUAGACCUCACAGUAAAUUAGCAUUAAAUGCAGCCUUCCUACCUAGUGGCAUUGCCUAUGAAAAUUUACCUAGGGAUGGAUUGGCUUGGUUUUUGUAAAAAUUAAGUCGGCAACGCCCAUACCUGGUAAGCUCUGGAAUGGUCUCUGGGCUCCUAUUUCUGCUCUUUUCCUCCAUGGACUCCAAAGGCAGGGGUUAAAGACUGGGCAGAGGCCACACAGAGGCAAAUGGCAGGAACAGAAAUUGCAAAUGAAGAAAUAGCACUUGGAAAUUCUGUGAAGACAUCUGGAACUUUCAUCCUGUACCUGACUCUACCUGCAGGAGAAGGAGCAGGUGGGCUGUCUGAAAAGGAGAGGCCCUGCUUUUAGGACAGUAGCUCCUCAUCCUGAGAGGAGAGGGAAAGGAAGAGAGAAGAGAAUGGGAAUCAUCAGGAGAGAAGGACAAGAAGAAUGAGGCCCAGGAGACAGGCUCAUCUGGGAGAAGAGGGAUCUCUGGGACAAGGAGGUCCCUGCUAGUCUCAGCCAGGAGCCUGGAUUGCUCAGCAGCAGCCUCUGGCACCCAGCACUUGGCUGGGCCAGCAGCCCCUCUGGGGGUGGGGCAUGAAUAUUUUACUGUAUAAAAUGGGAUCAUUGACAACAUUUGGGACUUUAAAAAACCUUUUUCAUUUUAAAUUUUUGCAAACUUGGACAUACCCUUACCCCUACCUCCCAUGUCUCCCUAAGGGAGGGAAAAAUCAGGAAACCCUUGGGUUGGAAGCUUAGAAGCUGUCUAGCCAUUCCCAGAAGGGCAAAGCCCAUCAGCAUCCUUGGCCUAGAGCCAGGAGUUUGGGGGCCUACCUUCCUGGGCUUCCAAGGAGCUUUAGGACCAGUAAGAAAAAAAUCCAGCUGUUCUGAAUUGUCUGUUCUGGGGUGCUGAUGAGGUUUCACUUUAAAAUAACAAAGUUUUCCAGUGUUAAUUCACUUUUUGCAGAUACUCCUCCUACCCGCUUUGGUUUUGUAAAGGUGGGAGAAGGUUGGUCUAGAUUAUGUCAUACAUGUUUUAAAAAUGCCAAAAUAAUAAUGAUAAUAGAAACCUUUGCAUUUGUCAGGUGCAUCAUAGAGUUCAAAGCACUUCACAGCCUUUCACGUACUCACCCUGACAGGGUCAGAGUUAUUAUAGUCAAUUGACAAAUGAGGAAACAGGUUAUGGAAGGAAACAGGCCCAUAGUCAGCAGAAUGUUGGUAUCUGCCAGGCUUCCCCGAACCCUGCUGCCUCUCUGUGGGCUGGGGUGGAACCACAGACAGGAGAAAGGAAGAGGAGGAGACCUAGGAAUGACCGUGUAACUUUUUUUCUUGCUAUACCAGUAAGUAAAACUAACAACUGGACCUCACAAUUCAUGGAGCAGUUUAACAUACAUUAUUCUGGCUUAACCCCAUGAGAUAGAGGUUAUUUCUCCAAUUUGAUCCUUAAGGAAAUCAGGGCUUGGAAAAGUGAAGUGACUUGCUAAUAAGUGACACAGCCGCUUGAAUCCCAGCCUGUCUGCUAUCUUAUUCCCCUCCAUCUGAUCCCCACUAGGCUCACGUACUGAAGCAUCUAUGCUCUGUGCCCCAUCUUCACCCCUACCAUGUAAUUCAAGAGCAAAGGGAGGCCCUAAGGUGAAAAUAGGCACUGAAAGGCUGUGGUCUGGAAGAGCCCAGAUCCAGCACCCCUUUUUCAGUAUGAGCCCCAGUUCAGCCAGCCUCAGCCCUCUUGCUGUGAUGGAGAUCCACAAGCCUGGCCAAGCUUGGGGAGUCACUGCAAAGGGACUGAGCCCAGGAGAGGGGACAGUCAUGUGCCUCUGGUAGGAUAGGCACAGUUACUGGUAAGGUCACAGAGAUCUGGUGGGCGGUACCUUAGGUAUCCUCCAGAGAUUCUAGAUGGCAUGGUAGUCAAGCUAGACAAAAAGCUGGAAGGGCCCUUCCAUUGAAGGCAGGCAGGCAAGAAAGAAGACAAGGGAUGUGCCCACAUGACAGCUACAGCACUGGCACCAGCACGCAAACCCCUUUCUCCUUCUCACGUCACUGCCUCUCCCCAGGUGCAACACGUGUGGCCAGGAUCAGGGGUACAGAUGCUUCCAGUCACCAGCCAACCCUUUUGAAUUCCUCUACUUCUACCUGAUACUGUCUCCUCACUGGCCUGGGGCCAAGAAAGUUUGAGUAUGGGAGCUGGAUUGCCUGCAAAUAGUGAAAGCCUGAAACAAUCAUUUGCCAUGUUUUGAAAAAAAAAAAAAUGCAUAUUUAAUUUCUUCCUCAUGAGAUAGGAUAGUUGCUGUUCUUUCUUACCUGGCAAAUGACCCUAAAAUGUAUAUCCCCUUUCCUGAAUAUUUAGUAGGGACACACCUGUCCGAAGCUUUUUUUGGUAUGCAAAGUACUUUGGCAUUGGUUGCCAAAGUCCCCCAUUUUAUAGAUGAAGAAAACUAAGGCUCAGAAGGCUUGAGACUUGCUAAAGGGUUACACAGCUUGUGAUUCUUCAGAACCUCUGCUCUUUCUGCUGCCACCUGCUGGGUGUCUUGGCAAGCAUGAAGGGAGGGACUACCUAUACUUACGGAGACCAGGGAAGCCCAGUCCUCUGAGCUGCACAGAUUUGUAUGAACUGCUUUGGGCCAGGACCUGUAAUGGGUCCUGGGGAUACAGAGGCACAUCUAGCUGGCAGCACAAAAACAACAAGAAUUUGCAAUUAAAGGCCUAUCUUGGGCAAAACACUUUGGGGGGGGGGUCACAGUGCCCAGGACUGAAGACAUGUUCAAGGACAGCUUGAGGCAUCUUCCUAUUGAGAGGCCCAUGUCCUUGGUAAGCCUGUACACCUGCCUUCCUAGCCUGAGAGCCUGCCCACUAUCCAGACCCAGUGAUUUGGUACUUCAAGCGGAUGUGGUGCAGAUUUGGCCAAAAGCAUGUGGACUGAGGUCCCUCGGCUUGCUUUUCCCAGGGGUGGGGAACAGAAUCAGACUGAGCAUCCUUACCCCUGGCCACCCAAAUUGUUCCAAAUUUGAGGUACCUCACUCCCAGAGAUCUGGAGGUCCUUUGAAGGCCUUGUUUUGUUCUGAUGGGCUUCAGAAAGGAAUCACCUGAAGUAGAAAAGUAGGACAAGUUUCGGCUCAUCAUACAGAUACGACUCAUCCAUGUUUCCAGUGAGGCACUGGCUAAGCCAGCCCCGGAGCCUCCAUAUCCAAUUCCUCAGCUCUGUUCUGUGGCCAGAGGCAAUGAGCCCCAUUCUGGGCCCUGUGAGCUUUCUAUCAGCAUCUAUAUCAUAAUUCUUCCUCAAUUGCAGUUAAGUGAAAAUAUACGGAAGUCUGCUUUUCUAUCCUAUAUUCUCCCAAAUCACUACUGGCUGUGCAGCCCCAGCUGCUUGCCAAGCUUGGGAAUCUGGAGGGCACAGUAGUAGAGUGGGCCAGUGGGACCACCCACAGAGCUGAAGAAACACGGCCAGACUAACUGAUGGGAUUCCACACCAGAGCCUCUGAGCACACAGGCAGGCAUGCCAGGUGGGCUGCAGGGUUUGUCCCUUACUCAUCCAUCUGCCCCUCUCCUAGAAAACUCCUUGUUUCUUAAAUUAAGCAUAUAUAGUUCUAGGGCCCAGCCUUCAAAAUUCCUGGCAGGCCAGCUUCAACACUCCAUGGCCAGCCAGACUGGGGUCCCAGUCCCUCAGUUUGUCCAGUGGAUGUCUUCUGUUGUGCAUGCUGUUGAGCCCAACGCAAAGGCCAACUGAGGCACACAGGAGUUGGGACUGGCUGCCACAAAGCCAGAAAGGGAAAAGACAGCACUUGUUUCCCUGUGGCCACAUGGAUAGUCCCUGUAUAUCCUUGCUGUGGUAGUGAGGUCCUCUACCCAUUUCCUUCCUGAAGAGAACAUACAUAACGGCUUUACAGAGAAGUACCAGCCCAUAGGAAUCAAAUGGGUGAAAUCAGCUUUGGGCCUCACCCCAGCAAGACCAGCAUCUCCAGACCCCAGCCUUUCUCCUCAGGCCUAAAAGUCAAGAGACAAAGAGUGGGGACGGUCCCAGAGACGACCUCCUGGGGUCAGCCAGAUAGUCUGGAUCUAUGGUGUGACUCAAGCUCCUCCUUACCCAGGGAGAGGCAAGGCCAGGCCUCUAGCAACUUGGAGUUGUCUGUAAUGAUCUCUAAAGGCCCAAGGGCCUGUCCCCAUCCUGACUUCAAGGCAUCUGCUUCCCUGUUUCAUAUCACAUGACAGAGAAACCUGUUCUCAUGGCAUGUAACAUCCCUGUGAAGAGAGCGUUGUAUAUGAUUUUGUAUUUUUUAAUUCAUUUUAAUCUACAGGUUGGAAUCUAAUUUUUAAAUUUUAUUGGAACUCACAUUUUAAAAAUAAAACAUUUAAAAUAAUAAUAAUAAACCUUUCACCAGUGUCUUCCAAGUAGUUUGAUCAAAGAAUUUAUAGGUGUUUUCAAAACACACUCGAGUGUAAAGAUUGGAAAGCCCCAUGGCCUCGCUUGUGUGUCUGAAGUGUAAAUCUGGUUUUGUUUUGUUGUUUUGGAUUCUUUUGGGUUUUUAUGUUUUGAAGAUCAGACAGUGAUCACUCUGAAAGAUUGAAGCCAAGAAUUUGUAACUAUGAUAUUUACUGUAAGCUGUAGAACACUCAAUAACUAUUAAAAAAAAAAAAAGUUUCCC
Messenger RNA from Saimiri boliviensis boliviensis (Bolivian squirrel monkey), 6870 nucleotides. RefSeq names its product family with sequence similarity 168 member A (gene FAM168A). The record is from RefSeq and is a predicted model, not a curated record. Lineage: Eukaryota; Metazoa; Chordata; Mammalia; Primates; Cebidae.